Messenger RNA from Amoebophrya sp. A120, 17622 nucleotides. The record is from the annotation of a GenBank genome assembly. NCBI's taxonomy places the organism in Eukaryota, Dinophyceae, Syndiniales, Amoebophryaceae.
GCAUGUGCCUGGUUAUUAUGGCUGGGACGCAAUAGAAGUCAACGAGAAGGCUCCUGUCACGUACGUACGUGCUCCUACUUGCAACAUCUUCUUAUUUGCUACAGGAUCGACUCGACAUGGACAAAAGUACUGUAUUCGUUGGUUGCUGGUGUUCGUUAUUGCACCUGCAGGAGGAUCACAGUCAUGCGAAAUCGCAUAAAAAGCACGUGAUUUUAGCAGGUUUUUUUGUUCCGUCUGACAUCUUUCUGAUUGACAAUAAUACUAAGAGCAUUGUACGAGUUAGCGGCGCUUCGCGCAUUCUCGACUCCGUACUUUCGUGCAGAAGUAUUUCGACUUUUCCCCUACUGUUUCUGCGCCGUCGGAACAAAUAAUCGUCCCGUCGCUUCUAACGAGCAGAAAAAGGGCGGCUUCUGAAACAAGCAAUAGGAUAUCGGCAUCGGCUUCUUGUUGCGAUGUUUUUCCCCACCACCUACGCACAGUUUCAGCCGCAGCCACGUGUAUCCCGUUCGGCCAGCGCGCAGCCGCGAACGCAGUUUUUUCAGAGCGUUGUCGACACUUCUCAGCAGCAUCUCCAACAGCAGCAGCAUGCGACUGCCGCCCAGCACCACCGACGCGGGGCAGCGUCUCCCCCGACGUUUGCGUUGGUGCCGCCCACGCUAAAUGGGAGCAUGUCCUCCUCCAGCGGUGGCAACCAAAGUUUGACCUACAACCAGCACCAGAAUCACUCGCACUCCCACUCCUCGACGCGCGCCGAGAAUUUUUUGCCUGUGGGACACCAGCCCCGACAAGUCACGAGUGGUAACAAGCAGAUGUCAAAUGGGGUGAAAGGAUCCGCGUCUGGAGGAAAUGGACCGCCCGCGGCCCAGCACGGCAAGCCGCUGGCGACCGGCACGAAAAAAACCAGCUCAUCUUCCACAUUUUUCAGUCCACCGGGUGGCGUGAUGGUCGGAAAACAAAAUGUGCACAAGGCUGACGAAAUAAAUUGCAGAAGUGGAGCAGGUGGAAAAACAGGAGCAGCAGUCAAUACUAGCGAAGCUGCUGCAUUUGCAGGCGGAGUUGGCAACAAGCCUCGCCCUCGUCCAGAACAAGUAGCUCGCGGACCGCCUCCACCCGCGGGGGGCACUAGUGAAGAUCGCACUGCUGGCAGCCAAGCACGCUCGUUAAUACUGAACCAGUUUGCUCCGUCGCCGCGAGUCGGCGGCCCGUUCGCUCCGCUGGACCAUUCCGGAGCGAGUGCCUCCGCGGUGCAUCAGCUCGGCGGCGCUGGUCCUUCUGCGCAGCAGCCUCCCCAGAGACAGCAGUCCGCGCGGGUGCUGCAGGCGCCGAAUAUGGUCCUGACGAUGCCCCACCUGAAUGCCGUCAGCCGGUCAAUCUCGGUGGGCCCAAGGUUGCAGAUGCAUGGGACGAACAAUUACCCCGCGACAUCGCCCCGGCCGCAACCGCUACUCAACGUGGUGUGCCGGCUAUCCACGAAAGAAGCUGUGUUGGUGUAGUACUACCCUCUGGGCCGGCUGGCAGCAUGACAAUAUUUGCUCUGCAUGUUGCCACCCAAGGAAACCGCGUCCACAGCUAGUACGUGUUGAGAAUGCAACAUGUGCAAAAGAGGACUUCGUGGCUGUCUAACAUGAGAAGUGUGUACCGAUUUGCAUUUAUAAUGCUGCACCAUGAGCUUACACUAACACAGGUUUUCCUCGGAUACCAACCACAGGAGCAGAUCGCAGAGCAAGACCCUGUGGUGUCUAGGAUAAAUAGACCGCCUAGUUGCAGCAAUGCGGCCUCGUCGGGAGUAGGCAGUAGCACUUCCAGGGAACAACAACCCAGAUCCGCUGCUGCUGCCGCUUCUACGUGUGCAACGAAGCAGAUGAAUAUGACGGGAUCGUCUGCUUUGCUUGGUCAAGGUGGACAACGUGCCUUCCAAAUCGAGCCCCUGUCACCCGUUUUGUUCGGAAGACCGAUGUUCGGAGGUGCUGGUGGAGGACACAUCAACGCUAAUAGUAAUUUUGAACAUACCCAGAACUACCCCGACGAGCAGGAGGCGCUUCCUCCCGACUCCGCGCGAAGCAGCAAUAUCACUCAGCCGCCGCCGGACGCACUGAUCACGCCCACAGCAGCGCAGUCCGCGUCGUCUUCCUCCACGGCGUUUUUCAACUACGGGAGAGGAGGAAGUAUUUACUUAGAAUGUUUUGAAGACGGCGCAACAAAUCGUCCAAAUGCAGUACUGACGUACAGCUGAACCCUGAUUCGAUGUACUACACUUCCCGACGGACAUCGUUGCUGUGUAAGUAGUUCUUUUUCGUUUCGCUAUCGAUUAAACUUUAUUUGUCCGUGUCCUACCUUGUGUGUCGUCCUAGCGAAAAGCGCACCGUAUGAAUGACUUCUUCCUACUACUUACUUGCAGGUCCUCCGCCCAUGCAGAUCGGCUGGAACAGCAUGACGAGCAGCCGGGCGCCGGGCAACGCUAGUUCGCGCGUUGGCGCCCAAGGUUCGCAUCAUGGGCCCUCCUCGUCACACCAACCGCAGACCAUGAAUCGCGCCCAGCGGAGCGCCAGCGUGGUCUCGUUGAACUCCAAUUCGAACAACAUUGUGCACGCCCCGAAGGGUAUUUGCCCCCCGGACAUCCACGCACCGCGGCGGAUCCGCACCCUGAAGGAGCAGGUGACGAAGGAUAGCAAGGACGUGACGCAGAAGCGGGACCUGGUGGACGAGCUCACGGCCAUCGCCGAGGACAAGGAUCUAGUCCGGGAGAAAUUGACGAAAGAGGUUGGGCAGCUGUUCGACGAGACUUCCUACUACAAAACCGAGCUCCGCGGCCUGCGCAUUGACAACCAGCAGCUCGCGAACGAGAUCUGUCAAAUGGAAAACACCAUGAAGGAGAAGGACCGGAUUAACCACUCCUUCUGCGAAACGCUGAAGAAGUCCGCGAAGUUAUCCAGGAAAAAAACUGUGGUAGUGUACCAACUUUCUUUGGCUGACAGCAUCACGAAUUUGCUCUCCUCUGCAUUAAACAGAGAAAACCUGUCAUGCGUGAGCUGUACGGGAAAACAGAAACACACACGAAGAGAAGGAUUCGUUGUUGUCUGGCAUGUGACAGGUGUAUAAACUCUGUUGCAUGUUCUGCAUUUUUACAGAGUUACACUUACCCAGUUUUUUUCUUGCAUAGAAGUCAACGGUCAUGUCUCUGGAACUGAAGCAGCUGGAACGGCGCGUCGUCGAGCUGCCUCCGAAAAUCGAGCAGGAGCGGGCGUUUUACGAAAAGGAAAACGAAACCCUGCUCUUCAAGCUCAGCACCGCCGAGGCGGACCUGCAGAAGGGCCAUGACGAUCGCGAGCAAGGGAUCCUAGACGCGAAUCUAGCGUGGGAGGAGAUGAAGCAGAAGCGUAUACAUACUAGUACUUGUUGAAGAUGAAGAAGUUCAGUGAAGAUCUAUCAAUUACUCCUUGUCACGUCUUUUCAAAAAUCCUGAUAGGUCCACCCUUGAAUUUUUUGCAAAAAAACGGACGCGUAUGAGGCCGUCAAGUACUUAUUUUAAAACUACUUAGAAAAUUUCAUUUUGGUAGCUAGGACCGCACUUUUUUUUGUAUGAAAGUUGACUACUUCAUUUUAACUAGCUAGAUCAGGAGCAUCUUCGGUCACGGAUGCGUCCCGCGACGCGGCGCAGACAAGUCGGAGGAGCAGCGACAGAGGCCAUGAUUUUGGUAUGUGUCCGGGAACGUAACUAAGGCCUUAGAUCUGGAGGACACGAGCCUCCUGCUGCAGUACUCGGUUGAGUUGACCUGUGGAUGAUUGUCGGUGAGUGGUGUUUUCGAUCAGCCUGAUGAUAAGCGUAAAGCGCACAGCAUACGGAUUGGAAAUUUACGAACCUACGGCGAUCAUCAUUUCUUGCUUGCUGAUGAGUUUCAACAUCUCCAGGGCUCCGGAGUGGUAGUAGAUCACUGUGCCCCUACUUGCUCGUCUUUCUUAGUAGUGCCUUCGCUGAGAUUUUAGAUCUUGGCCGCGCCGCGAAACCAGCAGGCAUGGGAACGCAGCCACGGGAGAUCGAGCGGGCGUGCUUCGGCAUGUUCAGAGCCGCCAUUGCAGAGCACUUCGAGGUGCGGCGGGUUGGUGAGCUUUCCGCUGAUAUCAUCACUCGCCCGCAUCACGUUAUGAUGAUCAACGGCGUGGAGUGGAAGCACUGGCUUCUGAUCCAGUUCAAGGCUGGGACGGAGCGAAACGGAGCGUGGGUUCGUCGCGCCCGCAGCUGCUUGGUACAUCACAAGAACCAGCACCAUGGUCACGCGCUCGUGGGAAUGUGUCACAACAACCCUGACGAAGUGCUGGUCGAGACGCGCAGCCGCGCAGACCUGCCGAACCUCCUGUUCUCGGUGUGGAUGGAUCCGCACGCUACGCGCUUCGAUGGUGAAGCUGACCUGCUAUUCGCGUACUCGCCCGAGACGCUUGUGGAACGGAACGCGCGGCGCCUGUUCUGGUUGACGAUCCGGAACUCCGGCUUAUCGUACCGGCUGUCCGAGGACGAAGGCACCCCGAUUGAUGGGUAUGCAAACUGAAAGGCACAGAAACACACGCGGGCAGUCUGUGAAAAAAACAUACUGCGAUACUCCUGUAUCUGUCAUGCGAAAUAAAACUGCGCCAAGACAUGCCCUCGUGUGUUUCGCUUCUUUCUCAUUUGCAUACGUAGUACAUCCGGUUCGAUGCCGACCCAACCGGCAAUGAGUACAGCGCUCAAGAAAAGGCGUUGUCGAUUCGGAAGGAGCAGGGGCAGGCGGUUGGCUUGCGCUGCACGAUGCGGAGGUGCGUGCUUCUGAUGCGUGUCGCUCGAGCCCUGGUAUGCACUACUGUUUGCGAAAGGGUCGCGCAAUGUAAUGCUUUAUUUUAAUAUUAAAACUAUCAGGACCAAAAACGUCCCGCACGACGUCAACGACGCCGACUUCCUUCUCUUGCACGCCCGCCGGGACCCCAAAGACAAAACGUUCUCCGGUCUUGCUGGGUCGAUGCUGGUGCCGUGCCAGGUCUUGGCCGACCUCGGCAUCGUCAAGUGUGAGGACCGGUAAACAAGUAGUGACGCCAUUGCUAUAGAAUUUGUCAUGCGUAUAUGCUACCACACUACACCGCACCAAAAACUAUCAAGCACUUACUUGUUCAGGGGAUCGAUUGGGCGCGCCAUCAUGUCGGUUUAUCCGAACGCGCCGGGUGUGCGUGUGAACCGCAGCGGUGUGUUGGAAGGGUUUUACGUUUCGUGCCACGACCAGGAUCAGGAAUACUUGGACAAAAUGAAACAGACGACUUUGAACUACGGGAACGGCGUGUAUGAUCACCAGGGAAACUAACGACGAAGCCGAAGGACGACGAGAAGACACAGCAGGAACACAUUAUCUACAAAGCCACGGAUUUUGUACAAGGUGCCGGGCCACCUUCUUGGUUAUUUUUCAAAGGAUGUCACGCGGGUUCGUUUUUACAAUUGAAACUCAAAAGAGGAGCUCACGUCAUGAUUUUUUAUUUCCAGUAAAAAGCAUAGCUCUAGUAGUGUUUUCAUAUCUCCAUAAAUAAUUUGUUCUGUGAGGAGCUCAUCCCUCACAGCAGCGCGUACGAAAAUAGUGCCGCCUUCUCGGUGGGAAUCAAUCACGGGUGGUAUUUCAUAAAUAUUUUUUAAUUUUACUGCGCCCUGGUCUGAUUUGCGCCGCUGUGCAAAGCAGCGACGUCUUCAUCUAAUUUUUUCAAACUGAAAAAUAAAAAUUGAAACUUGUCUCACCACAAGUAGUAUCCACCUCUACAGCUGUUUACGAUUUUUGCUGCAAGGAUUUUCUAAUCUGCAUAACUGCCAUUAUGCAGCUUCGGGAAUUUCUCACGCUAGGAGUUCUGCUUCUCCUUCAAUAAAUAAAACGCGAAGAUGAAGCAUUCAUAUUAUUUUUUUUUCAUAAAACAAUUUGUGCUGCAGGUGUCGACAAAAGAAUGUCUGAUGCGGAGUGCGCACCAGACGAAAACCAAACCAAAGAUAGAAGCAUCAACAAGAGCAUGACUAUGAUGAUUCACAUAAUUACUUAUCCGCUCCGCUUUUGCUGUUCGACUUCGUCUUCGACUUCUUCCUCCUCGGGGCGCCGGUGAUGGGGGACGAGUGUGAGGGGGGGUAUUCAAAGCUCCCGGCAGAGGCAGCGUUGUCGGACAAGCUGGCGCUCUUUUCCUCAUCGGGUUCAUUUUGCGACGACUUCUUGCCCUUCCCUUUCUUGCCCUUCCCCUUCUUCUGCUUCUUACCCUUGCCCUUGCUGUUUCCCUUCCCGCCCUUGCCGUUGCCCUUCCCCUUCUUCCCCUUUCCUUUGACCUCCACGCUGGCGCUCUCGGACUGCUUGCUUUUCUUCGUCGGUUUCUUUUUCGUCAGCUGCUCCGGUUUGUCAUUUUUUUUCUUGACAUUCAUCUUCUUCAUCGGCUGUUCAUUCUUCUUCGCUUUUUUCACGACGAUGCUCCGGGGCUUUUUUCCUUGCACGUGCUUGCGGUGUUCGAUCCGGUUCGCGAGGUUGUACACGUCGUCCGGGAUGUCCACCCGUUCGUACUGUUUUUCACCAGCAGCUGAAUCAUACCGGGCCAGUUGCAAAGAGCCCGGCUUGAGGCCGAGCUCUUUGAUGGCGUAGGGCACGAGACCACACACGAUCUUUCUCUGGACAUCCCCCGUGCAUUCGAUCGACGGACACACCCAGACCACAUUGAUGGGUUUGUAGCUGGUGGGAUACCAGUACAUGCGGAUCCGGUCCUUCAGUUUGCCCUGCGCCUGACGAUGACUGCGGAAAGCGCAGCAGAUCUUGUUCUCCCCCUCGGUGUAGAACAAGAAGUACUCGUAUGUCGGCUUCAUGCGGCAGUCCUCGAUGCGGUUUCCGGCAUCCGUCGCGAACUUCCUCUGCACCUCCUGGUUGGACAAAACGCGGUCGGUGUUCGGCAAAACCGGAGCACUACUCAACCCCAGCGCAUUGAGUUCCGCCGUGAACUGAACCUCGUCAACCAGAUCAAUCACCUUGCUCACACACUCCUCCGUCAGCAAGUCCUCCUGCUGCGCCUGGAACAACACCUUCCGGCUGUGGUCCGUCAUUUUCUCCAGAAUAUCCUUCGAGAGCAACCUGGGGCACAUCUCCGUCGCCUUCGAGAGGGCGCCGAUCUGCAACUUCUUGGGCUGCGUGGUGAAAUAUUCGCAUUGGAACUCACGCACGGAGAUCCAGUUGGAGUCGCGGAGUCGGAUGAAGGUCGUGCCCAGCAUCACACGGUGCUCAUUACGCACUCGGCCGACGUACAAUUCGUCGUCCUCGUCGAAAAUCCCCCAGGUGAUCUGGAAGUUGUCGCCACACUGCGGAAACUUCAGGAGGAUGGAGGGGCUGAUGGGGUCACUGUGUUCCUUCUCGCUGGUCAUGUUGCACAAAUAGAACGCCGUAGUAUGAGAUUGAAAAAGCAGUGAAGCUGGGGAGAAGAAAAAUUUGUCAUGCAAAAACGCAGUAGUUUGCCAUGCGCAAAAAAGGAUCCACCAAUCGUCGCGUUAUACUCGAACACCAGCUCUGAUCUUUCUAUCCCAUAAUGGUAGUGACCGUCGAACGUGCGGGCAUUUUUCUGGUACUCCCACCCCAGGAUGUCCGCGUGGAAAUUGCGCGAGUAAAUCGGAUCGUCGGGCUGUUUUGGAGUUUUGCGUGUUGAAUCUACCGGCGCAGAUGGAGUCAUGAUCAACCGACUACAGAGGACGAUCGCAAACAACAUCAAAACAACAACAACUACUGUACGUUUGUGCCGGUCCGCUUGUUCAAGUUAAACUCGGCGCACAGGCGGGUGCUAGUCGCGACCUUGAACAAGUACUCGUCCUCGUUGCGGUAUUUGUUCAUCGCGGUCAAAGCUUUCACCGCCCGGAACCCGACAUACUUCGGGCUGGGCGUUUUGUUUUUGGGGUCCUUCAAGUAGUCGCGCGCCUUCUUGUACAUCGGGUCCUUAUCUUUCCGGUCCCAGCCGGCCUGACAGAUAUUCUUCAGCCCUUUGAAAGCCUCCUGGAUAGAAGCCUUCCGCGUCGACGGGUCCAGAUACUUCGCUUCCUCCUUUUUCAACUUGAAUCCCAAGUCGUUGCCGGUCAUGUCGUCGUAUGCAUUGCAAAAGUGUCGCGCCACAGUGUGCUGCAUUACAGAUUUACAUGUUCUUUUGCAUGACAAAUCAUCAUCGUCUAUAUAUAUCUAUAUACGUGUGCUGAUGCUUGGGAGUGCGACACUUUUGCAAAAGAUAGUUCAUCGGAGCAGUUCUCGAUCAAAGUCUCCAACUCCAUCGGCGACACGCACAUGCUUCUCGACGGCUGCACCAGCGGCGGCAGGGCAAAACGGUGCUGGUUGAAGCGGUACUCGAGGAGGUUCAACUGCUUCGAAAUCAUGUGGCACAAGCCCGGGGAGUUGCGUAACGCCUGGAGGAUGUUGGCUUCUUUGAAUCCUCCUUCUGUGGUUUUCUCGUACAGGGGACCGGUCUAGAUGACGCACUCGAGCCACCGCUCCAGGACAUGGCCGGGCUCUUCGAAGCAGGAGAAAAUCAUGAUCAUGACCUGGCAGGAGAUGGACAACGGGACCGGGCAGAAGUCGAACAACUGACCCAACUGCUGGGGGGUAAACUUCUCCAACCAGCCGAAGUGCUGACACUUCCACAGGCCGUAGCUCGGGUCCAGGCACUCGUGGAAGUAGUCGCUGAUCAAGCAGGACAGCAGGAUACACACUCCGCGCUCGUACAUAGCGCCCUCGUGGAAGUUGUCGCACGUGAAGGAGCAGAGAUUGUUCCAGAACUUCCACUGGCCAGUACCGUAGAUCAUCCACAACAACUCCGGAGUUGUGUACAUCUUUCCCAGAUGCGCAUCCUUAUCGAAGUGGAGCUUCAUCGUGUCGACCAAGGGUUGGCUCGUCAAGCACGGCGUCAUCGACCCCCGCGAGUUCAAGUGCUCCAGCAAGAAGCUAAACUCGAGACGCUCCUUCCCCAUCAUCUUGCACAUUUCCACGUGGUGCUGCGUGAAGUACAUCGCGAACCACAGCAGCUCCUUCGGGUAGCCAUGCCAGGUGACGUUCUUGCGCGGGUCCUCCGGCUGUUCAUCGUCUUCAUCCAUCGGGUUGAGUUUAUGCAUGGGAAACGGCACAACGCAUCGCAUAUUUGUCAUGCAAUUUUCUGCAUAUAUAUAUUACAUAUGUAUAGAUAGCAAUAUGGCAUGACAAAUAAUUUAUACUUAUUUAUGUAUAUAUGCAGAAAAUUGCAUGACAAAUGUUGUUUUUGCGUUGUAUUAUUUCACGGAUACAGCUCCUCCUCGUCUUCGACUUCGGGACUGUGCAUGUCAUGGCGCUGCAGGUAUUCCUUCGCUCCCUUGUUACGGAUCUCCUCGAGGACACCGAAGUCGCCUUUUUCGUUCUCGACGACCCACCACGCCAGGACGAACUUGAAAAAGCCGCAGCGACCGUCGAGCCCCAUCAUGAGCAACAGCUCCUUGCGCCAGCGGGUUUUGUUCGUGUGCAGCAUUUUCAAGCCUGUAGGUUUAAAAAUAAUAUAAAACUUGUUUCUUUGGAAAAAAUAUAACACCAGACUCAGAGAAAAGAGCUGGCUGACCGACCCUCCGUGGCACGUGUUAAGUAGUUGAGAUUUUUUGCCACCAUACCGUCGCGGAAGCACCUCUCCUCGGCACCUCAUUUUGGACGUCCAAAUCUCAACUACUUAACACGUGCCGCGAAAAUGGCACUUUGCAUGACAGAAACCAGAAACCAUCGGGCGAAGUCGUGUAGAAAAUCCAGACUUUGCAUGACAGAUCUACACGAGGAAGCCAGGCUUCCUAUUGACAGUACUACUAUUUGCAUCAGCAGCGCCAGAUAUUCAAUAAUACCCAACUCCGGGGCUUCUUUGACGGUUUUCACUUUUGCGUCCCGGGCCAUCUCCUCGGCAUACUCACCCGGAUCUUCGCCCGCCUGCCGUUCCUCUUCCCGCUUGAUCAACGCCUUCACGAGCGCGUAAAAAAAGGCCUGAUUUGCGCGGCUCCCCUGCGGUCCGAUCAUGAAAUUGCGCCAGAGCAGCACGAAUUCAUGCACCUCCGGCCACAAGUUGUUGAAAUGGUUCGACAGCAAGUGCCCGCAGCACGACUUCCAGACCCCGGCGAAAAUGUUGUGGAGCGUAUGGAGAGAAAGCGAAUGCUUUACCACGGCGCGCAUGACAAAUUCUUUCGAUGGCGCGCGCAUCACAAUUACCUUUCUUAAUUUGUCACGCAGAGCAUCAUCUUCAUCACCGCAGUUGCACAAUCGCAACGCAUUUUCGCUAUACAUUAGUCUGUCAUGCUAGUCGCGUGGUAAAGCGUAUUUUGCAGCGAGAUAAAUCAGCAGCCCAAAUCGCAGAUUCCCCCUAUCGCCAGACGUGUGCACUUCGAAGCGGCUCGACGGAGACGACUCAGCGUGCCGGUCCAUAAUAUCGUCCGUGCUCGGAUCAUCCGGGUCGACAUAGCACAGCUUCAGUGCUUCGGGUCCGUAGAAUGUGUCGGCCAUCGCACAAAACGAAGUCCCCUCCUGCGAAUACGGUUGGAUUGGUUUUUCGGUUGAAUAUAUGACGACGAUCGUGCAGAUUUGUAUAAUAAAAAAAGUGCGUCACUACAGCUGCUCACGCAUGGCAAGCCACUAAAUAUGCAAAAGCAGUACGACUCCGAUGCUGAUGGUAUGAGUGCUUGCGUGCAGCAUGGGAGAAACAGUCAGCACCGCGGCCGUGUGCGUCAGUGAUUCCUUCGGCGCCAGAGCGCCCGCAUUGACAGUCUGAAACGGGGCCUGGUUCAGUGUGAUGCCCUUGUGCGUUCGCGAGCCCUUGAUGAUCGGGCGGGAUUCGGGAUUCAGGACUUCAUCCAGGGAGUAGAACUGUGAGGGAGUUUGGGAAAAGAUGAUCACCGAAAGCGACGAAGCCGAGCAUGGAGCACCGCAACUUCGUCAAUCACUACCUAUCAUCUCAACUACAAUUACUUUCUUCCGCAUGUAAUCCCGUCUUGAAGCUAAUGAGUCCGUCACUGGUGGAAACGCAUAGCAACCUCGUCCCCGAGCAGCAUCACACGUAUGUCGAAUUCAUUUUUGCACGUCGACGCGAGGGGAACCUCGAAGACCAUGCGAACAUCUGUUGCAGCACCUCCGGCACAACAAGCGCGCCUCAUGCAAGCCGUUAUAUAUCCGACUGCCCACCAGAUCAGGACGAAGAUGAGAAACCAAACAUAAAAACAACUACAAAACAACAAGCACCGUGCAGCUCUUCACGUUUUCGCCGCGGGUUGUCGAGUCGUCAGAAUUGUACUGAUGCACGGUGCCCAAAAAUCGAACCGCACGGCAUUUGGAUCAUCUGGCGCAGAUUCAUCACCCAGUGCGGCGGGACCUGGUAGACUUGCAGCCGCAGUAGACAACUCAUCUCGAACCAGCAUCGGAGCGCGUACAUCUGAGUAUUUGUAGGAAAGCCAAUAUGAAAUGCAUGACACAAUAGGGAUGGAAAUGCAUGUCAAGCUGCAGACUUUUUUCAUGCGGAAGAUGACCAUCAUGAACUGUGCCUUGCAUCUGUCUGUUGUAUCUUCAGAGCCCAUCCUCCCCAGGUCCCUCUCCAUCCAGACGGCGAGGUCAUCGGACUUUUCCUUGCGAUUCUUGAUGGUAAUCCCUUUGACGAUAUUGCGCCACCGGACGUUCCCAAAUUUCGUCUCGCUGGUAUCACCACUCAAACUGCUUGAUGCGAAGACACAGAUUUUUAUGACUUUGAGAUGAUCACGACAACACGUCUCGCAUGCAAGCACUUCUGCAAAGCAACUCUUCGCAUCAAGGCGCUUGAGUGGGAUAAAACAGGUCGGGAUGAUUCUCGGCCCACCACAGGACGCGCCAGCACUGAUGUUUGUUGUUAUUUUAGAUUGAUCUGAUUAUUUACAACCUACGCUGCAUGAUCAUCGUUGACGCGAGCACGAAGAUGAUGGAGAAGCAGGUGAACAAGAUUGAUCAUACCACGCCGUCCGCGUUGCCUCUGGUUCCAAUUGCCGGCAUGACGUAGCGGUGUGCCGACUUGGCCCAGUUUGGUACUUUUUUGUUGAGGAAGUAGCAGUAGUUGUUGGGAUCCGGAGCAAUCUUUUUGAGGUGGGCGUACGGUUUUCCGCUGUGCUCGUCCCGGUAAACGCGAUCCAUGGGAACAUCGCGGGGCUGAAGGUAUCGACCUUGAUCAUGUCCUCCAGUUGCUGCAACACGGCGAUCCGCCUCCUGACCUCGACGGGGCGUGGCACAAGCGCGACUAUCUCCAUCGCCGUGCAGAAAAGGGCACAAAAGAUAAGACUUAGGGGCAAGGGAUAACAAAAGACGAAACGGGCAUCAUGUGGGACCUGUUACGUUUCUACACCAUCGCGCGAAACCAAUUUGCUGACAACAUCUAGUAGAGAAUCGACCCGGUUUUGCGAUGACUAUCUCGCUGGUCACGAAUCAACUCUCGCCACGUCACGCACGGAUCGAACGAGCCCGAAAUUAUACAACUACGACAAGAUGAUGACUCUCGCGCGUCUGCUUCUCACGUACGGCAAACCGACCCUGCAGACACAGUUUUCUGCUUUUGGUAGACAAAACCGACGCCCAAUCUCUCACGAUUCUGCCGAACAAUCAACGCAAUAUCAUGCCGCAAGCGAAGAUUUUCAGCGACAGCUAUGUGGUAGCAGCAGCACACAUCCACGCUCAUUGAAAGCGAUUCUUCUUCAUUUGGGCUUCAAUAGCGUCGCGCACGAUACGAGUCCGGCCCUGAAGAUUUAAAAUCGCAUGACUGUUCAUGGUAGGCGCAAGAACAUUGAUAGAGCUGAAUACUAUUUGUUUGUAGUGCGAAACGACAUAAGCAUCACAGUCAACGCACCGUCGGCAGCCGACGAAUGCGCCUCCGCGAUGAGACGCAAGAUAUAGACGGGCUUCCUAAAGUAGUAAAUCACAAGUAGACUGCAAUGCUCUGCUUGGAAGUAAAACUUUACUCACCAAUAGAUGUAAGCGCGCUGGUUCGCGAUUCGAAGUGCAAAAUACCGAGUAGAAGAGAGAACUACCGCGCUAGAUGUUCAAGUGCCUGUGAGUACUGGUUUUAGAAGAAUCUAAAAUCUAAAAAUCACAUCACUGCGCUGGCUGCGCCUUCUUCUUAGCAUUCAUCCUGCGCAUCUUCUUCGGCUUCUCUUCCGACGGCUUUUUCUCUUCGUCUUUGUCCUCGUCCUUCUUCUCCUCGGACUUCUCCUUCUCCUCGGACUCGUUUUUCUCAUCGGGCUUUUCGACGGGGGGAUCUUUGGUCAAGAAGUCGCCGAUCUCCUCGUCAUUCAACUUCACAUCCUUCUCUUUCUUUGCCCUCGGGAAACACGAACUGCUCGCCAUCGUUCACCGGCAACUCGUCCUCCUUCCCCACUCUCGGCUUGCGCUUCAUCGGCUGCGCCUUCCGCUUCGGCGUCUUUUUCUUGUGCUCCGGCGGCGGAGACUUUUUGACCUUUGGCGGAUCCUUCGCGCCCUCGUCAUCCUCCUUCUUGUCCCCAGGCGCAGGCGGAUCCCCGCCUUCCUUCUUGUCGAACAGGUCCUUCUUCUUGAGGGGCGAGAACACCGGCUUAGACUGGUCGUGGCCCGCCGGCUUCUUGCCGAAUCCGCGGGCGGCGACGUUGACCUGAUUAUUAAAAAUGAGAGGGCUUGCACUUUCUGUAGUUUUUAGGUUUUUACAAAAGGAAUCCCAUCUACUUCUCGGUGGUUAUCAGUUUCGUAUGACGAUCUUGUGGUGGAGCUGCUCAUCAUCUCCUGUAUAGUCUACUUGUUUACAAAAACCUACUUAACAAAAAACAGAUAACACACCGUGCUGGCGGCAGCCCCGUUAAUCGGAGAGCGGAAGCAGGACGGAGUGGGGAUCUUCUGGCGGUACACCGUGCCGUAACCAUUGUGGUCGUAGUCGUAAUCGCGGUGCGGGUCAAAAGGACUCUUUUCGGGACCGCAGAAUUUGCGACCGUAGUCCGGCAGCGCCGCCGGGUUCUCGCCCGGCACACGCGCCUUCUUGCACUUCAACAAGUACUGUCUCUUCUUAAUCUCCUCUUCCUGCUUUUCGAGAUCCUUUUCUUCCGCUUCCUCAUCUUGCAGCACCUUUUUGAUGGCCUGGGCGAACUCGAGCUGGGACUUCAUGCUAGCGAAGGCCUGCCCGGUGCCGCGCAGGGUGCGCUGGUUCCGCCCGGGGGCAACAGCGAUGCGCUGGCAUUAGUCGUUUUUGUCAUUACUUAGCAUAGUUUCUGGAUUUGCACUUCAUCAUCUAAAGGCAAAAAGAAUUUGCAUGCGACCUACGUCAAGAUAUGAAUAUAAGUAGUACGGUGGUGGGCUUGAUCUUCAGGCUUUCCAACAGCUGUUUCCACUGCUCCUUGUUUUCGAUCUUCUGGGACACCUCGCGCAACGGGAUUCCAAAUCUAUCCAACCGAAAACUUCCCAACUAGCACCACGCUCUUUUAGAUGUCGCGUCGCGAUUUAUUCAGGCUGGGCAUGACAAGUUCCAACAUGUAUACGAGAAACCUACUUCAUGCGUUGCUAUUGUGAUGAGACGCACAUCGCUGGUGCUAGUUGGUCUGCUUUUUGUUGGAUAGGACACGGAGGAGUAGAUGUCCUGGGCCUGCUCGAUAGGCAGUUCGCCGAGGGCUGUUUUUUAAAUUUAUAUUUAUAUAAAUAGCAUGAGAUCAUGCGCGUUUGUAAUUGUUUCAUGAUGUGGUCGAGAUGAUCACAAAAAAAACAAAAAGCACUUUCCUCCUUCACAGGCAUCUGCUUCAGGCUGUGCACCGGAGUGACACCCUUCGCGUUCGCUUUGUUCCGCUGCCGAUUGAUUUUGAAAGCCUCCUCCCACAAGCACAUGUCGGCCUCGGUCCAGUUCUUGGUGUGGUUGGCAAUGGCCUCAACACUGCCAAGCUGCUUCGACGGAGCAGCACUCAUCUUUUAGAAGAGGCGUUGGCGCGGAUUCUAGAACCUACUCUCUCAAUAUCUAAUACCAGGUAUGUCGUCCUCCAGGGAUGAAGACGCAAGGCCAACGAAUGGCACCAAAAGAAAACCAAAAGCACAACGAGGAUCCGAACGACGAGGAUAGCAUCCGCUUUACAUCUUCAUCAACUUCGCUGAGCACACAUCUUGCUUUCCAUACUGCUGCGACAAAAGCCCUGCAGCGUAUCAAGGUGCUAUACUCUGCUUUGUUUUUGUUUUUUGGUUCACCUACUAGCGCUAAAGAAGACGAGCACGUUUUGUUUUCAUGUCGUGUUGCUUGUUAUUGCGUUCUACUUUUCAAACAGAUCUUCGCCGACUGGUGACUGCGCGACCCGAAGUUGCAACAUUUCGACGACCGGAUGGGGCUUGAGGGGGACCUCGUGCAAAACCAAAAAGUUUUUGCGUCGCGGGACGCAUCCGCGACCGAAACAGCUCCUGAUCUAGCUAAUCAAUUAAAUGCAUGUUUUAAAUAAAUACAUUUAUGUGCGGUCCUAGCUACCUAAACAAAAUUUUCUAAGUAGUUUUAAAGUAAGUACUUGACGGGCUCAUAACGCGACGUUAAAGAUGCUGAAGAUUGAUUGAUGUCCUCUUGUCAGUGUCACUUUAACCAGUACCACGUCGUAGUGGGGCUUGUCACGUUCUUACGAAGAGCAGUUCUAGUAGUUUGCGUCCACCACCGCCACAUCUAACCCAGGUUCCGACGCUGAGGCCAAGAAGUCGCUCCAGGUGCGUUCUUUGGAAGAGACGCGGCGGAAGUUCCAGACCGAAAAGGAGGCGCUGAACGCGAUCGCGAAACAGAAGUCCAGCAUGUACAAGUGCAUGAUGUCCAGUAACAAGAAGGUCGGGGACCAGGACAAAAAGGACGGCGCGGUGCUGCAAAAGAUCCGCCAGGCCGAGGGCAAAAUUAAGCAGGCGGAAGUGCGACUGGAAUCCGCGGCCAAGGGCGCGGACGCCAGGGAACAAGAGUACUACAGAACUGCUUCACGUGGUAGGUUACCUUCAACUAGACUACCGUGCAGUUUGUUGCUAUCUACUGUGGUUGUGAACUCGAGGUCCGUCAUCUCCGCAUUGGUUUUUCAUCCCGAUUCCAUCUGUUGUGAAGCUCCUGCUGCGAUGAUGCGCGAAAAACACUGCAGCAAGCCUAAAAAUUGCAAAAAGUGCAUGCAUAGAUAAAAACUCCACAGCCAAAAAGCGCUGCUAUCGCGUAACGUGGAGGCGGAGAAGGAAAAAGAGCAGCUGGAGGGUGAUCUGAAGACGCUUGUGAAAACCCUGAUCGACCUCGAACGCGCGAACACCGAAAAGGAGCGGCAGGCCACGGCGAGCAGUCCGCUUUUCACCACCGGCUACAACCUGUUGACCCCUGAACAGCAGCAGCCCGUGGCGAACUACCUGUGUCCGACCCCGCCGACGCCGCUCCCUAAGAUGUCCUACCUGGAUAUCAAAUGUAAAAAUGUCUGGGUCUGGAAACUUGUGAUGCUAAAAGUGAAUGGUAGACGGACUGCAAUACGCAGCUACGCAUGACAAAUUUUCUGGCUCCCAUGUCUUACGUAUUCCGCGUGGCAAGCUGCGUUUUUGCAUGACAGGUAAGAGGGCCUUUGCGUGCCUAUGCAACACAGAUUCUCAAGUCAUGCCAGACAAGCAUGACAAACUUGCAUUCUUCCAGACCCAGACACUUUUACAGUUGAUACUGGAAACCCAGCUGUCACACCUGCCGUUCGAGAUACGCAAGAAAAAAACUGUGUAAGUGUAAAUCUGUGAUGCAGAAAAUGCCAAACAGUUACACUUGUCAUGCUCGACAUGCAUGACCGGCUCGCUUCCUAUGUGUUUUCCCUUUGUAUCUGCGCAUAACAAGUUUGUCCUGUCAUGGCAGACAAACUUGUGAUGCUGUUUUCCCAAAAGACUUACACUAACACAGUUUUUUUCUUGGAUACGAGAAGUUGGUGUAUCACAGCGGCGAGGACGUUUUGGUGGACCGAGAGCUGCUAUCAAAUGUAAAAAUGUCUGGGUCUGGAUGAUUGCAACUUGUCAUGCUGCGUCUGGAUCAUGCAGAAAUUUGUGUUGCAUGAUUACCAAAAGAUGUCCGCUCUUGACCAGUUUGAUAGGGAGUUUCUCAUGCAGGAUAGGCAUGAUAGACAACCCCACAGCAUCUGUCGUGCUAGGUGCUGCAUGCCAGGCCUCAUGGUAUCUGGAAAAUCUGCAUCACAAAUCUUGCAUUUGAGACCCAGAGAGACACUUUUGCAUUUGAUAGCUGCUGUGCAAUGCCGCGGUCAACAAUGGGGGUGGUGGGAGCAGUACCGACCUCGUGCACCCGCCCGGGUCCACGACGAAGAUCAAGGUAUACAAGCCGCCCGUGCUAUCUUCAUCAGCCUCCACGACGGCAGCCUCCAGUGCCCGGGUCAGCGCAUCCACGAUACACGUGCCGCCGUGCUGUAUUCUGGACCUGAUGCAGAUGGCGCACGAGGAAGAAACCAAGGAAGCCGAGCAGUGGCGGUUCUUGGCGCAGACGAGCAAGCAGAGUUUCGCGCCGGUGCUGAAACUGGAGGACGACGGGAAGGAGGCAGUUGCCCGCAAAAAGGCACGGAAAAGGAUUUUGUCGGAGCUAAGUUCUUUAACCGGCAACGUCGCGGUGGUGCCCAGUCCGACGGAAUUGUGA